Messenger RNA from Cervus elaphus (red deer), 2286 nucleotides. RefSeq names its product solute carrier family 25 member 30 (gene SLC25A30). Gene Ontology annotation, cellular component: mitochondrial membrane. The transcript is spliced from 10 exons. Bases 166 to 1041 code for a protein of 291 amino acids. NCBI's taxonomy places the organism in Eukaryota, Metazoa, Chordata, Mammalia, Artiodactyla, Cervidae. The record is from RefSeq and is a predicted model, not a curated record. Gene Ontology annotation, biological process: mitochondrial transport.
GGGCCCCUGGGCCGCCCCCGCCUCUCUACUGCCUCUCUUCCAGCUCCCGCGCGGCCGCCGGUUCCGUCUGCUGCAGACCCCGGGACCGAGGAGGCGCAGGGCCGCAGCCGCCGGGAAAAACCCCGUUGGAGGCUAUGCUUCUGUGAACAACAGACAGCGGUGAGCAUGUCGGCCCUGAACUGGAAGCCCUUCGUGUACGGAGGCCUGGCCUCCAUCACAGCGGAGUGCGGUACCUUUCCAAUUGAUUUAACCAAGACACGGCUCCAGAUUCAAGGCCAGAAGAAUGAUGCAAACUUUAAAGAAAUCAGGUAUCGAGGAAUGUUGCACGCAUUAGUGAGGAUAGGCAGAGAGGAAGGCCUGAAAGCGCUAUAUUCGGGGAUCGCUCCGGCAAUGUUACGCCAGGCUUCCUAUGGCACCAUCAAGAUAGGCACCUACCAGAGCUUGAAGCGGUUAUUUGUCGAGCGUCCAGAAGAUGAAACCCUUCUGAUAAAUGUGGUCUGUGGGAUUCUCUCUGGAGUCAUAUCCUCAAGCAUUGCUAAUCCAACGGACGUUUUGAAGAUACGGAUGCAAGCUCAAAGCAGCACCCUUCAAGGAGGAAUGAUAGGCAACUUCAUUAACAUUUACCAGCAAGAGGGCACGAGAGGACUGUGGAAGGGUGUGUCCCUUACUGCUCAGAGGGCUGCUAUCGUGGUCGGCGUGGAGCUGCCAGUCUAUGACCUCACCAAGAAGCAUCUGAUUGUCUCAGGCCUGAUGGGAGACACGGUGUACACCCAUUUCCUCUCAAGCUUCACCUGUGGGCUGGCGGGAGCCCUGGCCUCAAACCCUGUGGAUGUGGUGAGGACACGUAUGAUGAAUCAGAGAGUCCUCCGCGAUGGCGAGUGCCCCGGCUACAAAGGCACCCUGGACUGCUUGUUACAGACAUGGAAGAAUGAAGGGUUUUUUGCUCUAUAUAAAGGGUUUUGGCCAAAUUGGUUGAGACUUGGUCCUUGGAAUAUUAUUUUCUUUGUGACCUAUGAGCAGCUGAAGAAACUGGAUUUGUGACAGGUCAAGACUGCAUGAGACAUCCUCUGAAAACGCUCACCUCUGAAAUAGCGAAGCUUCCUGUCUUUCCCACUGCUUCUCACUGCUUGGCCCGCCACAGAUUGGGGUGUGAGCAACAGGUGAGGGCUGGGUUAGCUCAGAUCGCUGUGUCCCCCGUCGGACGCUCUGCACCAAAUGUUUAACGGCCUCGACUGUAACAUCCAGACACUAGUCCUUACCAUUCAAGUGCCCUUCGACAUCAAAGAUAACAGGAAAUGCAUGUUUCUUGCUAAAGAAAACUUGCAUGAAGGUCAGGAACUGUGGACUGUUUCCUUCAGGCGAAGAGUAACUCCUGGUGCACCUCAGCUCAUAGCGGAGACUCCCAGACUGUUCUGAAGAAGCUCUUUGGAACUGUGGGAUAGAACAUCUGAGAUGGUGUUACUGUUCCUGAGCUUCUGGGGGGGCUUUGGCUUCGUGUCCGCUGAAGAAAUUCACACAUGGAGACCUGGUGUACCCCAAGUAUAAACAGGGCAGGAUAGAGAUCCCUGGAACAUUGCACUGCUUUGUAAUUUUCUAUUUUGGCAGGAUCUUUCACUUAUAAUAAGUGACUUUUAAGCCUUUGACCACUCGACCUUUGUGGGGAAUUGUUACAAAGUAUUACCAUCUAAGCUCAUGAUGGUGUGAGAGGUUGGCUUGGAAGGUAGCAAAGUCGGUGUUGUGGGAGGUGUGUUUAAGCAACUUGGGUUCUGUCCUAGGUGGUGGUAGUACUGGGUUGGCCAAAACGUUUCUUCAGGUUGCCAGAGUGUGGGGAAAAUCCGAACGAACUUUUUGGCCAACUCAAUAAUUUUCUCUGUGAUAUUAGCAAAGUUUCUGUCUCCCAGCCUACAAUAGGGAUAAUAACAUCUGUUGAUACUGAGGGUCAGGUGAAGAAAACAGUAGCUCCUACUACCAGACUUGUAGGAUAAGUGUCUUUACAUCAUGGUGUUGUAUAGCCAUAAUUCCAGAAUAAAUAGUUCCUAUGUGUGAAGAGAGUCAUUUUAUCAUGGACUUCUCCCAGGUGAGGUCCUGUGAUAAAACUCUUGUGAAAGAAAGGCUAACGUGCUGUUGUGUUUCCCAUAGUGAAAUGUAGCAAGUUAAUUGAAGAGUUGCUUUUUCCAGAUUUCCCGGGUUUUACUUUAGUUCUGGUCACGUUUGUUAAAAUAUUUCCUGUCUUGGACUUCCUUAUCAGUUUGGAUGGAAAAUACUUGCUUGAAAUUUGAAAAGCAA